CAUGAGAAUUGGAGAACUGGAUGUGCAUCAGGUCGCCCCAUCGCCGUUGGAAACCCCCUGGAAAUCAUUCAUCCAUUGAAUUUCCCCUUCCCGUCUUGUCGCCGUCAACUUUUUAAUUAAUCUAAUUCCUCCCCCUCCUUACCUGGUCUCAUCUUGUCUUGCUGUCCUGUCUUCUGUCUUUGCUGCCCCUCGAUUACUGUUUAUAUUCGAACCUCGCCUUUUCUGUUAUUCGCUCUCUCAAUCAUUGUCCCUCAGCCGCAGCGCAACCCAGUCGCAGUUCCCGGGCUGAUCCAUUAUCAAGCCCCAAUUUCCAGGCCAAGCUAUCCCCGAGAUAUCGUGUGGGACCUCAUUUCUCGUGUUUGUGAAUCUGUGUAAGUGCAGAUCAUUGUUCACAGACACAACGUCACUGUCAAAAGUCACAAGGUUGAUCUCGCGAGGGUCGGUCGACUACUGUACUGCUACGCAUCGAUAAAUCAAGUUCAAGCUCUAUCACACUCUGCACGCUCUUUUGUUUAGCACGGUACCAGCAUAGCAUCCAUAGCAUGAUGGCUGCCACCAACGAUCAGACACCGUCAUUUCGCUGCGACUCCCCGCCUCCAGACGCUCUUCCAACACCAGCUAUCGGUGCAUGCCCAGAGCUCUCUCGCUGCUUGUCGACGACAUCCUCUUGGUCGCAUGGCAGUAACGAUGCCAAUCCUCGGGAUGCUCUGGGCAUUGAGAAAUUCAACCGUCAUUCCACCGGAAGCCUCGACACUAGCGCGCUGAAGAAUCGCCAUUCAGAUAUUUCGGCCAUUUCUCGUCACUCCAGUUAUAACUUUGACGGCAGGAGUCGCCGACGGGGAUAUAUGCGGCCGCAAGGAACUGAUUUUGCCGCCAGCGCCCGAUCCCGCGAGAGUGUGAUGAGCCUGGGCAGCAUCGCGCAUCUGCAGUACUAUUUUGCUCGAACAGGCCUACUUGACGGCAAGGGUGGCCAACUGGCCAGGAAGAAGCAGCAGCGCGCCACCCUGGAUCUCUCUUCCUUGGACACGAAUGCCGAAGCUUUGCCCAAGAUCGUUGGCUCGGAUUUUGACUCGUCAUACGCCUCUACCGACAGCAGCCCAGAUUUCAGCUCCCAGGGCUUCGGCACCGACCUUGUUGAGUCUCCUAUCGAGGAGCUGGAUGAUUACUAUGAGGACAACUUCAGUGAUCUUGGUGGUGAUAUGCUCCCACCGACUGUGAGUACGUAUCACCACCGUGAAAAGGUGGUCCCUAAGCCACCUACCAUUCUGGAGCUCAAGUCAGAACUCGAGCAAACGCUUGGCGACGCCAAGAAGGCACUGAAUGAAGUUGAGGCGCGAAGAACCGGUACUUACGAGGCACCGGCCAUUGUCCCCGAUUACCCCAACAUGCCAGCAGAAAACACACAAGGAUGGUUUGAGCUGCAAGGAAUGCAUAUUCUCGAUGUUGUUACGCUGGCAAUCCGCGCGGCAAAAAUCUACUACACAGCACACGAACUGCCUGACCGUCUUGACUCUAUUAAACCCGAGAAGCAAGUCAGGGCAGACCUGCUAGCUGUCAUGGAAACAUUAAGGCAGAUGGCCACCCGAAAUUUCAAAGAAGGCAUGAGGCAAGAGGAGAUCAAAACGAUGAAUGACUGGGUCGAGAGUGUCUUCGACAUCUUGAAAAAGGAACAGGAGAUCGAAGAUGCGGAGAGGGCUGAACGGGUCGGCUGGACAUGGCUCAAGGGCGACUGGUCUGGUCGCGAAUUGGAGCGGGAACGAUCGUUUCUCAUGUCCAUGGACACGGCUUCUGAACCUUUACCAGAAUGGAAGUCAAUGUCGCCUGCAGAUGCGAAGCCUACCCCUUUCCUCGAAGCCAUGCAGAAUGGUGUGCGACUGGUUAAGCUUCACAAUGCCGUUGUGCACAAAUCACGAAGACGAUUUGGUGCCAUUGGAAGCUUUCAUACCGAUACCCAGAAGCCCUAUCGUUGCGCUGAUAACUUACGAUACUGGGUCAAAGCUGCCGAACUGCGCUUCGAGGUCAUGUUGAAAGUCGAUGUGCUCGGAGUCCAGUACAACACAUCUCCACAGGUCUGGGUUGAUUUUGAGACCGCCAUUCUCAAGUGGUCUCGCCAUGUGCGCGAGGAGAUCACUCGCGAGCUUGAGUUAUAGCAAGCGAAUCUUACACACUCUUUUUUGUUUCUGAAGUGACGAGGGACAUGCCCAGCUCGAUUCACUAAUACCCUAAUGAUUGGACGUUGAGGACUACACAGGAGUUCACUUUGCUGGUUUUCACUUUUAUUUUCUUUGUUAUUCCUUCACUUUUUUACCCUGGAAAGAUCAUCGGAAAUUGCAUAUUGCGCAAAGAGCAUACCGACCUCUUUUGUUCCGCCGGCAUGACGAAAGCACUUUGAAGCACGUUAUUUUAUAUUCACCUUCUUAAACACCACCGGCUUGGAGAGCCCGGCAACGCCCUUUUCUUCUUAGACAGAACUCCCACUACAUUCUAGCAUAUACCCAUUGCAUAGGCUUAACGCGGAUGAAGACAUGUUCAGCUUUAAGCUGUUAGACUGAAUAAAUAACGUAAAUACACUAUACUUAUCACCUUGAUUCUCUACUCUGACAUAUGAACUUGGAUCAGAAAGG
Molecule: messenger RNA, 2624 nt
Organism: Fusarium odoratissimum NRRL 54006
Lineage: Eukaryota; Fungi; Ascomycota; Sordariomycetes; Hypocreales; Nectriaceae
Exons: 2
Coding region: 543-2150 (535 amino acids)
Source: RefSeq, a predicted model, not a curated record